GUCAAGACAGAGGGUUUCACGUAUUUUGAGAGGAACGCAGGAAGUUUCUGCUUCGGAUCUCAAACAAAGUUUUGACACUACAUACUAGUCUAAGCAUCCGAACUCCUCCCAUGUCAUUUCUGUUCCCGGAUUUGCAUCUAUCGCGGGGGUCGCAUUCAGCAGCUUCAAUCGUCGUCCAGAGCCAACCGCGCUACUUCAAAAUUUCGCAAUCGCUCAGUACCGUAGCGGGUGUGUACCCAGCCAACGAAAUGGAAGACGGUGCACACCUUGGCACCCAGAUCUCGGAUCCACCCAAAUGCGACGAAACAGCGAGAAGGACAACGCAAAAUGAUGAGUUGCCGACGUGGCCAGAGACCGCAAGAUGAGAACAGUGGGAGAACAGAGGUGAGACGAGCUUCCGGUCAGUGCAGAACAGCGCUUGAAUAUGCAACGCGUCAGCCAAGGAAGGCAGCUGCUCAUCGAUGAUGCGCACCUUCUCAUAGGAACGCUCCAGCGAUCGAUCGCCCUCAUCGUCUCAGGGAUCAUUUCAUAUGCUAGGCACCGCUAGACGAGGCCGACUAUUUGCAGAGACAUUCCUGAGCGCUCCAGCUGCUUCUUUGUCGCACUCUAACCUG
Molecule: messenger RNA, 614 nt
Organism: Dacryopinax primogenitus
Lineage: Eukaryota; Fungi; Basidiomycota; Dacrymycetes; Dacrymycetales; Dacrymycetaceae
Exons: 1
Coding region: 111-365 (84 amino acids)
Source: RefSeq, a predicted model, not a curated record